Molecule: messenger RNA, 1574 nt
Organism: Prunus avium (sweet cherry)
Lineage: Eukaryota; Viridiplantae; Streptophyta; Magnoliopsida; Rosales; Rosaceae
Product: alpha/beta-Hydrolases superfamily protein
Biological process (GO): lipid metabolic process
Source: RefSeq, a predicted model, not a curated record
ACCACAAGUUUGUAGCAAGCAGAUGUGUACAUCUACAAGCCAAGAAGAUAUGAUAGCAAGUACAAUGCAGUCAAAAUUUGCUCAUCACUCUGUCGCAGGGACAAGCCCAAAAGACAAUCAAAGACAAAGAGGAGCAAAUUAUGAAGGACCUAGGGCUGAAACUGGCGCUGCUGGUUAGCUUGGUUUCAUCAAUGGCUGUGAUGGUGUACACGUGUCAGGCAGGCAGCAACCUCCACCCUCUGAUCCUCAUACCUGGGAAUGGCGGGAACCAGCUGGAAGCCCGGCUAACCAGCAAGUACAAACCCUCUAGUCUGCUGUGCAGCCGUUGGUACCCAUUUCAGAGGAAGAAGGACGGCUGGUUCAGGCUCUGGUUCGACCCGAGUGUCCUCUUGGCUCCUUUCACCUCCUGCUUUGCUGAGCGCAUGACGCUUUAUUAUGACCCUGGUUUGGAUGAUUACCAAAAUGCCCCUGGGAUCGAGACCAGGGUGCCUCACUUUGGUUCCACCCAGUCCCUUCUCUACCUCGACCCCAGUCUCAAGCGCAUCACGGGAUACAUGGCAUCUCUAGUGGAAUCGUUGGAAAACAUUGGCUAUGUCAACGAAAAAACCCUAUUUGGGGCCCCAUACGAUUUUCGGUAUGGUUUGGCACCAGAAGAUCAUCCAUCCCAUGUUGGUUCCAAGUUCUUACAAGACCUAAAAGAUUUGAUAGAAAGUGCAAGCACCUCUAAUGGAGGAAGGCCAGUAAUUCUUGUGUCACACAGCUUAGGAGGCCUCUUUGCUCUCCACCUCCUCAACCGGAACACACCUUCGUGGCGCCGGAAAUUCAUCAAACACUUUGUUUCACUCUCCACACCAUGGGGUGGCACCGUGGACGAAAUGCUCACAUUUGCCUCAGGCAACACAUUAGGGGUGCCCCUAGUGGAUCCAUUGCUAGUAAGAGAAGAGCAAAGGAGCUCAGAGAGCAACCUUUGGCUAAUGCCAAACCCUAAAUUAUUUGGUCGUAAAACCCUACUUGUAAUCACCCCAAAUGCUACAUAUUCAGCCAAUGAUAUUCCACAAUUUCUCAGUGAUAUUGGAUUUGAACAGGGCGUUCAUCCUUUCAAAACGCGGGUUUUGGGCAUGAUGGAUCAACUGAUUGCUCCCGGGGUGCCUAUUACUUGUGUUUUUGGAAGUGGUGUGAAGACAGUGGAGACUUUGUUCUAUGGAAACAAGGGUUUUGAUGAACAGCCUGAGAUUGUUUAUGGGGAUGGAGAUGGGACUGUGAACAUGGUGAGCUUAAUGGCACAUGAAUCUCUAUGGUCUGAUGUGAAAAAUCAAACCCUAAAAACCAUCAGAAUUCCUGGGGUUUCUCAUACGGCCAUACUCAAAGACGAAGGUGCACUUGAAGAAAUAGUCAGAGAAAUUUCUGGGAUUAAUUCCCAGCUCAGUUUAGUUGAGAAUGUAAUUAGUGUUGAGUGAAUUUUGAUCAUAUGUGGAAAAAGCACUGCAGCAGCACUAUAUCUGUCCCACAUCGGAAAUAAGAACAAAAUUGCUCUUGAUACCAAAUGAGCAAAUAAAACGGGAUUUUUUUUUAAA